Molecule: messenger RNA, 273 nt
Organism: Heterostelium album PN500
Lineage: Eukaryota; Evosea; Eumycetozoa; Acytosteliales; Acytosteliaceae
Exons: 2
Coding region: 1-273 (90 amino acids)
Source: RefSeq, a predicted model, not a curated record
AUGAAAUUCUUUAUUUCUUUAUUUUUUAUUGGAAUAGUUCUUUCUGUUUUUUAUGGAUUAGUAUCUUGUCAACCCUUAUUAAAUGAAAUAAGUUCAUCUUAUACAGCUGAAGGAGUCCAUCUUCCUCCCUUCAAGGUAUGGGGUAUAAAUCCAGCUAAUCAAAAUUGCUUAGACCAUGGCGGUGAAAUAGUUAAAGAAGAGAGACCAAUGUGUAAACUUCCUGAUGGUCGAAUUAUUGAUGUUUGGGGAUUCUUUAUUCAUACAAUCACUUAA